Molecule: messenger RNA, 2318 nt
Organism: Scatophagus argus
Lineage: Eukaryota; Metazoa; Chordata; Actinopteri; Scatophagidae
Product: nephronectin-like
Exons: 13
Coding region: 351-2201 (616 amino acids)
Cellular component (GO): membrane
Molecular function (GO): calcium ion binding
Source: RefSeq, a predicted model, not a curated record
ACUCCCCCUCCCUCCCACUGUGCUCGGGUUCUGCCGGCACGCGACGCCCACAGAGAGCGCGAGGCUAACCUGGACGUCCGUACGUGCGCGCGCCUGGCGGAGAGAGGAGAACGUAACGGAACAUUUAACCGCGGACCCCGCCGUGUACCGAGUCCGUCCGUGAGGGGCAGGAUUCAAAGCGGACUCAGAUCGUGCUGGACCCUCUUCUUUCAGCGGCAUUUGGACGUUUUGUUCUUUCCGCCUCGCCGAGAUGCGCUUUCAAAGUGUCGGGACGAGUGGACAUUAGUUUGCUUUUGUCCCGGGUCGGACCGGACCGGGGGAGGUAAAGGUGAAGUGGACUGAGCCGGAACAUGCUGAGCCGGGUCGUUGCGGUUCUGCUGCUCUGCCAGCACCUGGACGGGGACAGCUGGGCGGACCGAGCCGCGGUGUCCCAGGGCCUCUGUCGCUAUGGCAACAGCGUGGAGUGUUGCUGGGGCUGGAGUCAGACGGAGUGGGGACGCUGUGAACCUCACUGUCAGCAGGGCUGUAAACAUGGAGAGUGUGUUGGAGCAGACAGAUGCAAAUGUCACCCAGGAUACACCGGCAAGGCCUGUAACCAAGACCUGAACGAGUGUGGGAUGAAGCCUCGGCCUUGUAAGCAUCGCUGCAUGAACACACUGGGCAGCUACAAGUGUUACUGCCUGGACGGAUACACAACACAGCCAGACGGCAGCUGCAGGAAUGCUCGCACCUGUUACCAUGCCAACUGUCAGUAUGGCUGUGAGGUCAUCAAGGGGGCGGUACGAUGCACCUGUCCGUCGCCAGGGUUACGUCUGGGCCCCGACAGACGCAACUGUGUCGACAUCAAUGAGUGUGUGUCGAGUGGCGGCGUGUGUCCUCACCGCAGGAAGUGCGUGAACACGUUCGGGAGCUUCGUGUGUAAAUGUCACCUGGGCUUCAAACUCACCUACAUCAACGGACGGUACACCUGCAUCGAUAAGGACUCUCGGCCGUUCUGUUCCCUGAAUGCAGCCUCUCCGAAGUGCAGGUGUAAAGGUGGCAGCUGUGCAGAUGUCCUGAGAGUCGCUGUGGAGCCACACACACCGAGGAGCACAAGGAAAACACCUGCCACAGCUACAAGAACCCCCACCCCCACCCCCACCAUCACCUCCACCUCCUCCACCCCCACCAUCACCUCCACCUCCACCUCCUCCACCCUCUCCACAGCUUCAACUGCAUCUCAGACAACCACAACAAGAACACCAACCACCCCAGCUGCAUCUACAGCUGUCACUACCCACACAACCACAUCGAGACCUACUACUACUACUACUACUACUACUACUACUGCUAUGACUACUUCAAGCACAAUACCAACUACUACUACGACUAUUACAACACCUACUGCUUCCACGACUGUGACUGUGACUACUUCUACCCCUCUGGCUACUACAGGUGAACUCAAAACACCUACUUCAACAACUGCUGUUACUCCAACUACUACCACCACUCUGACUACGACUACUGCUACUACUACUACUGCUACUGCUACUGCUACUGCUACUGCUACUGCUACUGCUGCUGCUACUGCUGCUGCUACUACGACUACUGCGGUGACAACCACAGUGAACAACAGGAUCAACAAGGAGGUGACGCACAGACAGAGAGGAGACGUGCACAUCCCACGACAUCCCAGUCACAACCAGGUGUGGGAGUUCGACGUUGAGCCGGGAACCACAGCUGAGGACGCCAGAGACGAUCCCGAGGUCGGUGUGCUUCGCUGUACCUUCGAACAGGGACUGUGUGACUGGAUGUCGGACAGAGAAGGAGAUCUGCACUGGGAGGCUGCUCACAACCCUGCAGGUGGACGGUACCUGUUUGUCCCGGAGCUGAAGGCGGGACAGACGAGCAUCCGCGGUGCUCGACUGGCCGUCCAAAUAGUCCCGCCAUGGAGCCACGGCGACUUGUGUUUCUCCUUCUCCCAUUGGCUGACGGGGCAUCAUGUGGCCGUGCUGCAGCUGUUUGUCAGGAGAAGAGGAGGACACCAAAGGUACAGUCCCGCCCUCUGGAGCAGGACAGGUGGACACGGGUGGAGACACACGCAGGUUACCUUGACGACACAUUCUGUGGACAAGGUGCUGCUGAAGGCCGAGCGGAGGACGGGACGGCGAGGACACGUAGCCGUCGACGACGUCACACUGAGACGCGGGGCGUGUCGAUGACAUCACUGCCACAUGAGGACACAGUCGUCAUACGGGACAUUUUAACAGCUGGAGACUAUGAUGUGAUUUAAAGGACCAUGCUGCUGUUUUCACCAACUAAAAUGAUAUCAAACAGGA